Molecule: messenger RNA, 1512 nt
Organism: Lathyrus sativus (Indian pea)
Lineage: Eukaryota; Viridiplantae; Streptophyta; Magnoliopsida; Fabales; Fabaceae
Source: the annotation of a GenBank genome assembly
AUGGGUUUGAUUUCUGGGAUUUUUAUGGGGAUGUUAUUCGGCAUAGCAUUGAUGGCUGGAUGGGCUCGUAUGAUGAGAUACAGAAGUGCCAAGAGAAUUGCUAAGGCCGUUGACAUCAAACUCCUUGGAUCCCUCAGCAGAGAUGAUUUGAAGAAAAUUUGCGGUGAAAAUCUUCCCGAAUGGAUAUCUUUCCCUGUAUACGAGCAGGUGAAAUGGCUAAACAAGCUCCUGAGCAAACUCUGGCCAUUUGUGGCGGAAGCCGCAACGUUGGUUAUCAGAGAGUCUGUUGAACCUCUACUGGAAGAGUACAGACCUCCCGGAAUUACUUCGUUGAAGUUCAGCAAGUUGUCACUUGGAAACGUAGCUCCAAAAGUUGAAGGUAUUCGCGUGCAAAGUCUUACCAAAGGUCAAAUCAUAAUGGACAUAGAUUUCCGUUGGGGUGGUGAUCCGAGUAUUAUUUUGGCCGUUGAAGCUGCCCUUGUUGCAUCAAUCCCUAUUCAGUUGAAGGAUCUAAAAGUUUUCACCAUCAUUCGUGUUAUAUUCCAACUUGCUGAAGAGGUCCCUUGCAUUUCUGCCGUUGUUGUUGCUCUAUUGGCCGAGCCGGAGCCAAAAAUUGAUUAUACUCUGAAAGCUGUUGGUGGAAGCUUAACUGCUCUUCCUGGAGUUUCAGAUAUGAUUGAGGAUACUGUGAACGCAAUUGUUAAUGAUACGCUCAAAUGGCCACAUAGGAUUGUUGUUCCACUCGGCGGUAUCCCUGUUGAUAUCAGUGAACUCGAGCUUAAACCUCAAGGAAGACUUGAAGUGACUGUAGUGAAAGCGACCGAUUUAAAGAAUAAGGAAAUGAUUGGAAAAUCAGAUCCUUACGUAGUUUUGUAUAUUCGACCCUUAUUCAAAGUUAAAACCAAGGUUAUUAAUAACAACUUGAAUCCCGUUUGGGAUCAAACAUUUGAACUGAUUGCAGAAGACAAGGAGACUCAGUCACUGAUUUUCGAGGUUUUUGAUGAAGACAUUGGACAAGAUAAGCGAUUGGGAAUUGUGAAAUUACCGCUUAUUGAUCUGGAAGUACAAACCGAAAAGGAGUUUCAAUUGGGACUGCUGUCAUCGCUCGAUACGCUCAAGGUUAAAGACAAGAAAGAUCGAGGAACCUUGACCGUAAAGGUGUUGUAUUACCAGUUUAACAAGGAGGAACAGUUGGCUGCACUAGAAGCAGAAAAGGCUAUAUUAGAAGAAAGGAAGAAAAUGAAAGCGGCGGGGGUUAUCGGUAGCACAAUGGAUGCGCUGGACGGAGCAGUCUCAGUGGUGGGAUCUGGUGCUGGACUCGUUGGAAGUGGCCUUGGCGCGGGAGCUGGACUUGUCACGAGUGGUCUCGGAACGUUCACUAGUGGUCUUACCAAGGCAGGAAAGUUUAUGGGAAGAACCAUAACAGGUCAUCAUAGCGGGUCGAGAAGGAGUGGUUCGUCUACUCCGGUUCAUAAUGCAGCGGAAAAUGGCGGCGGUGCAAAGCCUCUAUAG